Molecule: messenger RNA, 672 nt
Organism: Acanthosepion pharaonis
Lineage: Eukaryota; Metazoa; Mollusca; Cephalopoda; Sepiida; Sepiidae
Source: the annotation of a GenBank genome assembly
AUGUCACGUAUCAGUGAACAUUCUUUCACCUCUCUUUCUCUCAUCUCGCUCGCUACACAUAGUCCUACCUUUCCCUCUCACAUUCCCAGUUCCUUUCUUUCUCUUUUUCUUCCGCAGCUUUACGGACAAUUUCAUUUUCCUCAUCAUUCUUAUAUAAGGAAGGUAGAAACUCUCAUCAGAAGGGAGAGAGAACAGCGACAAGCUGACAUCAAAGCGACACGGACAGUUUCGAGCACACACACACCGAGAGGAUUCAGCGGUUCACACAACAGGCAAUGUCACGUAUCAGUGAACAUUCUUUCACCCUCUCUUUCUCUCAUCUCGCUCGCUACACAUAGUCCUACCUUUCCCUCUCACAUUCCCAGUUCCUUUCUUUCUCUUUUUCUUCCGCAGCUUUACGGACAAUUUCAUUUUUCAAGCUACUUGGAUUUCAGUAGUUCAUUCGUCCCCUCUUCUCUCUCUCUCUCUCUCUCUCUCUCUCUCUCUCUCUCUCUCUCUAUUUCUUUUUUUCUGGUUCACAAUAUUAAUUAUCUCUCCAAAUUUGGAAGAUCCCUUCUUACUACGAGUAAUGGUUGCAGUUAUCAGCCCGCCCGUACAACUCAUUCCUUAUCUUAUUUAUGCCUCGCACCAUUACUUCCUGAUGGCAUGAGGAAAUUCCUACGUUUCACUUAG